AUGGCCUCCUUCUCUGAGCUCGCCUGCAUCUACUCCGCCCUCAUCCUCCAUGACGACUACGAGGUGACUGACGAGGUGAAGGUCAACGAGGAUAAAAUCAAUGCCCUCAUUAAAGCAGCUAGUGUCAAUGUAGAACCUUUCUGGCCUGGCUUGUUUGCAAAGGCCCUGGCCAAUGUCAACAUUGGGAGCCUUAUAUGCAAUGUAAGGCCUGGUGGGCCUGCUCCUGCAGUUGGAGCCCCACCAGCAGGCAGUCCUGCCCUCUCCACCGCUGCUGCCCCAGCUGAGGAGAAGAAAGUGGAAGCAAAGAAGGAAGAAUUCAAGGAGACUGAUAACAACAUGGGCUUUGAUCUUUUUGACUAA
This is a messenger RNA of Arvicola amphibius (Eurasian water vole), 360 nucleotides long. RefSeq names its product 60S acidic ribosomal protein P1-like. Gene Ontology annotation, molecular function: ribonucleoprotein complex binding; structural constituent of ribosome; protein kinase activator activity. Gene Ontology annotation, cellular component: cytosolic large ribosomal subunit; ribosome. Lineage: Eukaryota; Metazoa; Chordata; Mammalia; Rodentia; Cricetidae. Gene Ontology annotation, biological process: cytoplasmic translation; translational elongation. The transcript has a single exon. Bases 1 to 360 code for a protein of 119 amino acids. The record is from RefSeq and is a predicted model, not a curated record.